Messenger RNA from Vigna angularis (adzuki bean), 894 nucleotides. RefSeq lists its product as uncharacterized. The transcript has a single exon. Lineage: Eukaryota; Viridiplantae; Streptophyta; Magnoliopsida; Fabales; Fabaceae. Gene Ontology annotation, biological process: root development; shoot system development. The record is from RefSeq and is a predicted model, not a curated record. The coding region runs from base 1 to 894 and encodes 297 amino acids.
AUGGCUGUCUCACACAUAGCCAAGGAAUUUCACUACCAUGUUAGAUCCAUUAGCUUGCCUUGUAGAAUACACUCUUCAUUACCCAAUAUCGAAAAAGUGCAGAAGACGAUGAAGGAAGCCCCAUCACAGUCACAAAGUGAGGCUACUAUCAAACAAGGUCUAAAAGGGCUAGUAGAGUUGUAUAACUGUGUAGAGGAACUUGUUGGUUGUGCACUCACUCAGCAAGCUCUUCUACGCUAUGAAGGAAAGCAUGUAGAGAAGGAGCUUGACAUGUCAGUUCAUUUGCUUGACACGUGUGGAUCAGCAAGAGAAUUGUUGACACUGAUGAAGGAACAUGUGCUAGACCUUCAAUCAGCUCUGCGGAGAAAGGGUGUGGAUUCAAGUGUCAAUGGCCAGAUAUGUGCUUACAUUUGUUUUAGGAAGAGGGCAAGAAAAGACAUCACAAAAAGGCUCAAAGCAUUAAAGACAAUGGAGAAUGGUUUUAAAUCAAGUUCAUACCCUGUUUUAGACUUAGACCACCAUCUACUAAUGCUGAUCAAUGUGUUAAGAGAAAUAAGCAAAAACACAAUCACAUUUUUCAAGAAACUCUUACUUUUCAUGUGUGCACCAGUGCUGAAGAAAAACAGUGGUAGGUUGUCUGUGUUGACCAGAAUAGUGUCCACCAGUUUUGAUAAGGAAAAUAUGGACAUCAAUGAGAUGAGAGACAUUGACGUUGCUCUCUGCUCUUUCACUAAGCGUUGUAAGAAAAUUGAUGCUAAAACAGAAGUGCAAAUUGUAAAGAGGGGAUUAGGGGAAGUAGAAGGGAGCAUUAGAGAAUUGGAGGCAGGACUAGAUUGCCUCUUUAGGUGCAUGGUACAACAAAGGGUGUCACUUCUUAAUCUUCUCACACCAUAA